This is a messenger RNA of Leptinotarsa decemlineata (Colorado potato beetle), 2417 nucleotides long. Its product is annotated as lysine-specific demethylase lid-like. The record is from RefSeq and is a predicted model, not a curated record. Lineage: Eukaryota; Metazoa; Arthropoda; Insecta; Coleoptera; Chrysomelidae.
UUUGAUUGAGUUUGUAACUUUUUCAAAAAUACAUGUUUGUUAUUGGUCAUUCCCUACUCGAUAUACCUAACCAAUAGGAACGCAUACUCGAAGAGUUGCACAGUACAAGUUGUGUUGCGUGAUAGUUUUCUGAAAAUUCAAAACAUCAAUGGUCCACUAUACAUCACGUACCUCUUUCCUCUUUCCCUUCGACAAAACAAGUAUGGUAGCUUUUGGGUUUAAAGGUGUAGGACGGCUGGCAGAUUUCUUAACCUAAAAAUGGCAUCCUUAUUUUGUGGUGAUUUUUAAAAGUGUUUACAUAAUAUAACAGCUGUUAACAUGAGUUCGAAUGAAGUGAAUGAUCCAAGUUUAAAUAGACGAGGAAAAAAAAAUAGAACUUUUUCUUAUACAUUUCCCUGUUAACCAUCUUUGUUGUGUACUAUUCAUAAUUCAUGCUACAAUCAAUAGCUGGUGGGGGUUAGUACAUCCGAGUUGAAAUGCACGAAAUGGACUUCUUACUUUUGCGAGGUCUUGUGUCGUAAAAAAAAUCGGAAAUGUUAUUAACUAAAAGUACGUGCUCUAGUGUUUUAUUCUAUUUAUCAGUUACCUAAAAACUUUAUAGUGAAAUAAGUACUAGUGUCGCAAUUUUAUAUCCUAAGAAGACAGUUUAAAUAAUCGGAUUAAACUUAAGUUUACAUACAUAUUUUUUAUAAUUUGUGACUGAUAUGAAUAGUUCAGAAUAAUUGUAUGAAAUUCAUGGUAAAAUUCACAAAAAUAUGCCAAAGUGGAGUGUAAUUGUUUAGCCGUGUGCGGCUGAAAUGAUUGCAUUUCAGUAAUUAUGAUGUAAAAUUACGUCAAAAUGACUACGAAACUGGAAAAGCAGGUGAAUGGUAAUAAUGGUAUCAAAAGCCACCCAGGAAGUUCCAAAAGUUCUCCAAUCAAAGUCAGUGACCAUUAUUCUCAGUACAAAGAAGAAACUUUUCAAUUUGAAGUCCCACCAGAAGCACCAGUUUUUCACCCAACAGAGGAAGAAUUCCAAGAUCCUUUAGCCUAUAUUGCCAAAAUAAGAUCUGUUGCAGAAAAUACAGGAAUAUGUAAAAUAAAACCACCAUCAGCUAAAACUCGUGUCAAGUUAAAUUUCUUGGACCAAAUAGCCAAAUUCUGGGAACUUCAAGGUUCUUCCCUCAAAAUUCCAAUGGUUGAAAGAAGAGCACUGGAUCUUUAUACUUUACAUAGAGUGGUACAAAUAGAAGGUGGAUUUGAUUGUGUUACAAAAGACAGAAAGUGGUCGAAAAUAUCUCAAAGAAUGGGUUACCAAGUAGGGAAAAGUAUUGGUACUAUACUCAAAACACACUAUGAAAGGCUUUUGUUUCCCUUCGAUGUCUUUAAGCAAGGAAAGUCUGUUGAAUUGAAAUUGGAAGAGUCACCUGAAAAUAUCGAGAAAGCUGAUAAGGACUAUAAACCUCAUGGGAUUGUGAGUCGUAUGCAAAUAAAACCACCCCCAGAAAAAAACGCCCGGCGAUCCAAACGAUUCGAAAAUGAUGAAUGCAAGACUGAAAACAUAAUCAAAAAUCCACUUGCAAAAUAUGUAUGUCACAACUGUAAUCGUGGAGAUUCUGAAGAAUACAUGCUGUUAUGUGAUGGUUGUGAUGACAGCUACCACACUUUUUGUCUGAUGCCACCACUUGCGGAAAUUCCUAAAGGAGAUUGGCGAUGUCCCAAAUGUGUGGCGGAGGAGGUCUCUAAGCCUAUGGAAGCAUUCGGAUUUGAACAGGCUCAAAGAGAAUAUACGUUACAACAGUUUGGAGAAAUGGCAGAUCAGUUCAAAUCAGAAUAUUUUAACAUGCCUGUACAUAUGGUGCCAACCGGAACCGUUGAACGCGAAUUCUGGAGAAUUGUCUCUUCCAUUGAUGAAGAUGUGACUGUAGAGUAUGGUGCAGAUUUACAUACGAUGGAUCAUGGCUCUGGUUUUCCAACCAAAUCAUCUUCCAAUCUUUUUCCUGGUGAUAAAGAGUAUGCAGAUUCGAGUUGGAAUUUGAAUAACUUACCCGUUUUGGAGGGAUCUGUCCUUGGAUAUAUAAAUGCUGAUAUCUCUGGAAUGAAGGUAAACAUAAAACGAAUAUAUCAGUAAUUAUACAAAUUAUAAUUUGGUAGUUUCAUUAUGAAGCAAGUCAAAAUUACGAGUCCUCUUUAGUACUUGUAGUACAUUAAAAUGGAAUUAUUCCAAGUGCUGAUGCUUCUAAAGUGAAAACUCCUAUUUUGGAAUAUAUGAAACUCGACAAGGAAGCUGUGAGAAAUGUUCAAAAUUACAAGAAAAACUUCAAUUUCUUCAUGAUACAAAAUUGAAAAUGCCAAAUUUUCAUCAGUUUUAAAAACAUACCCCUGGUGGUAUCUGGUAGUCCUAUGGAUUGUUAGUUCCUUUAGUUCGAAAUUUUCAU